This is a messenger RNA of Fimicolochytrium jonesii, 1455 nucleotides long. RefSeq lists its product as uncharacterized. Bases 1 to 1455 code for a protein of 484 amino acids. NCBI's taxonomy places the organism in Eukaryota, Fungi, Chytridiomycota, Chytridiomycetes, Spizellomycetales, Powellomycetaceae. The transcript has 2 exons. Gene Ontology annotation, molecular function: protein binding. The record is from RefSeq and is a predicted model, not a curated record.
AUGGGCACCGUCAACUCCAACCUCGCCCCAGAACCCAGCAUCGCUAACGAUCCCUCAACAUUCUCCACAUAUCCAACCCCGACGCCCACCGUGACGCUCAAAACACCAUCCUUCUCCUCCUCGUCUUCGCCGCGCGAUAUCGAAUUAAGACGAGCAAGUCUUGCCACCGCCUCCUCCUUUUCUUCUUCAUCAUCUUGGGAAACUCAGUCGUAUCUUCACGGCGCCUGCCUACCCGUCGUCUCGUCAAGCGCAAAGCGGCAACCCACCACCACCCCCACCAUGAUAUCAACAACGUCAAAUCCCUCCUACCCGCCCAACACCAACCCCUUCCCCCACCUCCCCACCGACCUCCUCCUCCUCCUCCUCCAACACCUGCCCCCCUCCACCCUGCACCGCUUCUCCCUCACCUGCCGCCAACUGCACGUCCUCAUCCAAUCCAACACGGAAGCCCUGUACCGCCACCGCGUCCUCACCCGCUUCCGCCUGCAACCCCAACGCGCGCACCACUCGUUCAGGCUACGCCAUGAGGGCAUCCAGGAACAGACCUGGGCCGACAUGUACUGGCGGCUGAGCGUGCUGAGGACGCGGUGGGUCGGGUGGGCUCUCGAUCGCGCCACCAACGCAUUCGAGUGCUACCCCAUGGAGUUUGUGGUCAAAAACGUCGCCGUAGCCGGUGACGAGGGGGGUGUCACCGGGUCCUUAGGGCGUAGCCGGGGCGGGGCCGAACCCACGGGGCGAGGGGGUGCGCAUCGCCGCAACCGGCUCACGCUGUUGGGGAUCUGCCGGUGGCGCACGAUCGCGGACGCCAUCACCAAGGUCAAAGGCACGCUGACGGUCUCGGAGACGCACUCGACGUCGAUCACGUUCAAGGAGACCCAGCUGAUCCGCGGGCCGCCCAACACCGUCGCCGUGCCCAACACAUACACCGCCGAGUGCUUCGGGUCCGUGAUGCUCGGGAUGUACGACCCCAACGCGUCCGCCCACUACCGCGGCGUGUUUGCGUUGGUCAUGGAGGAAUGCUUCUGGGCGGCCCAGGAGGGCGCCGACGAGGUGAUUUCGUUCACGAGCGGGGAGACGCAUUUUGGGGUCGUGACGACGGUGGAUGCCGCGCAGCAGAGGGUCUAUGCGCGGUGUCGGCUGGGGUUUGGCGGUGAUGGGGCGGGCGAGUUUGUGAUGGAGGCGGAUUCGAGAGGCGGACAGGGGAUUCAUCAUCAUGGGGAGCUCAAUGCGGCGGGCGAGCAUGCGGCGCUGGUAACGAUGGCGCAGACACCAGCCGGCGCGUUGCAUUUCAGCCCAAAGGCGGAACCGAGGGCCGUGCAGCCGUGGUGGGCGGUGCCGCCUGUCGCGCCGUGGCCGUGUUUGCCCGAGGGGAGGGUGGACAUACGCAAGGUGGGGAAUGUGGUGUUGGGGAUGUUUGUGGAGCCGGUCAUGGGGUGUUUUUAUAUUGGGUUGUGA